AUGCGUAGUAAUUCCACUACAAAAACAAAGUUAAUUUGUUUACCAUCAUCCUUGAUUAAUUCCCUUCUUCAAUCGUACCAUAAUGAUCCACUUAGUGGUCAUUUUGGCGUUCCACGUACAUAUUUAAAGAUUAAAAGUAAAUUUUGGUGGCCAAAAAUGAAACAAUCGAUUACUCAAUAUAUACAAUCGUGUUUACCUUGUCAACAAUACAAUAUUAAUCGUACCAAGAAACCAGGUCGACUUAAUCCAAUUCCUACUCCAGAAGGACCAUUUCAAUUAAUAGGCAUUGAUUAUUGUGGUCCGUUCAAACCAACACCUCGUGGCAAUCAAUAUGUAUUAUGUAUUACUGACUAUUUUACAAGAUGGGUAACGGCAGUAGCUUUACCUGAUUGUUCAGCACAAACAACGGCCCAAACAUUAUUUAAUAAUUAUAUUUGUCAAUAUGGUGUACCAUCAGCUAUAUUAUCUGAUCAAGGUACUCAUUUUAAAAAUCAACUUAUGGAAUCUAUGGCAAAAUUAAUUGGUUACAAUCAUAUUUUUUCAUGUGUUUACCAUCCACAGUCUAAUGAAAUGGUUGAACGUUUCAAUGCAACAUUUGUUCCCCAAAUUGCAAAACUUCAAGAUCGUGAAAAUAACAAUUGGAACGAAUUUUUAUUACCAGUAGUAUUCGCUUACAAUACUGGAAUUCAUGCAACAACUGGUUAUUCACCAUUUCAAUUGCAAUAUGGUCGCGAUCCACGUUUACCUACAGAUGAACCUUCAACAUCGUUCAUAUUUAAUAAACCACAAGAUUAUUACGAACAAUUAAAGAAGAAUUUGUUGAUAAUACAACAACAAACACGUGAUAAUGUUAAUAGUCGACAACAACGAUACAAGAAUCGUUAUGAUAAACAACGUGCAGAUCCACAUUAUGAAAUUAAUGAUUUAGUAUUGGUUAAAAUUCAUGAAACAAAAGCAAAAUAA
Rotaria sp. Silwood1 is the source of this 963-nucleotide messenger RNA. NCBI's taxonomy places the organism in Eukaryota, Metazoa, Rotifera, Eurotatoria, Philodinida, Philodinidae. The record is from the annotation of a GenBank genome assembly.